AUGGCGGGCAUAAAUGGUUGCAUCGACAACCUCAGGAACCAGAUACAGAAUAACCUGGUUACCUCGCUUUCCCAGCGCGAUUUCUUACCCACCGAUAAGCUUCAUGAAAUAUUUACUCUCCAAGCGGUUAAGGGCGCCAUUAAAGAGCUUAAUUGCGGCCCAGACGAUCGCAUCAAAUUAGCAGAUACGAUAUAUCACCAAGGAAAGAGGGUAUUUGCCAUGCUUAUUUACAGCUAUUGGCAAGAUCUCAUUAUAGAAUUCCGCAAGCAUGGUGCUCUUGAUAGCCGACUCCCGCUGACUGAAGCUGAUGCGAUGACGAUUGUCGAACCCGGAAUUGCGCUACGGAUUGCCCGAGAAGUCCAAUGGGGCUUUUGCCCCUAUACCUUCCCAGAGAACAUGUCGGAGCAUCAUCGUGAGAUUCAAAGCAAAAUGAUUAUCCCUUUUAUUGGUACUGAGCAAAUCGGCUUUGGCGCAUUCAGUAAUGUAGAAAAGAUGACUAUCUCGCUAUCUCACCAACAUUUUGACAAAGAUGCAAAAAUAAUGCAAGUAGUACAGAAGAAGCUCAAAAGGAAAGGCAAGACCGAAGAGUUUGAAAGAGAAAACAGGUGUUUACGACUCCUAAACCAGUUGCAUCAUCCCAACAUCAUUCCUCUAUGGGGCUCUUAUACGUGUUGCGACGAGCAGAACUUCCUCUUCCCAUAUAUUGACAUGGAUCUCGGUUCAUUCCUGAGGGCUAAAACCCGCCACCAAGAUUUCCAGUGGGAUUUUACUUUCUACUCGGCUCUCACAGGGCUCGCUUCAGCACUGUCAAAAACACACUACCUUCUGCUCAACCAAGCUGACCACGACAUCGACUUCGAGGCAAUUGGCUACCACCACGAUAUUCGACCACCUAAUAUCCUAGUUGGUUCCGAUACUUUUAUCCUCGCUGACUUCGGACUGGGGAGGCUAAAGCAGGCGGGGGACCCAUCGCACACGCCUUACAAAUGGAUUAGUGGUGAUUAUGUUUCUCCCGAAAGCACAGAUAGUCAAGAGAACCCACUUACCACCAAUCGAGCCACUGAUGUAUGGGCGUUUGGUUGUCUUAUCGCCGAGGUUAUCACCUAUAUGUUGAAGGGGGCAGAGGGGGUCGAAGAAUUCCGCACGGAGAGACUCACACCAGGAAAGUUUCCUCAAUGGAAAGAUGCUAGCUUCUAUCAACCUUGUGGUGAUGUCAAGAAAGAAGUCAUCAAUUGGAUGAGGGCGCUGAGGGGCGAUAAUUCUCAUUCGGACUUUGUUCCCCUGCUUGUUGACCUAGCUCUUGAUGCUCUUCAGCCUGAUCCACGAACUAGGCCUGACAUGAACACUAUUUAUAUACGCUUGAAAGUUUUGAGUAUGCGAAAACACUUUCACUCUAUCCAAGAAAAGUUUUGUGAGGUUCGCGAGACCGGAGAAAAACUAGUACCCCCAGACAAGCGCCAUCUAGGGAGUCUUGGAUAUGCGUACGAACGGUUUAAGGCAUGGGGCAACACUCUUACUCUGGAUAAGAAAGGAUCUCUUGUUUAUGAUAAAGAUCAACCCGAGGGUUCUAUUGAGAUUAUGAAGAAGUUAUUUCAGGCACUAAGAGAAGAAUUAGAAACGCAACACUCGGGUGAUGGACCCGCUUUGCUUUCUCUUGAACACCGGAUAGUCCAAAGUGUCGAAAGCUUAUGGAAAUUCUUGCCGAAUACUCUCCUUCCCUCGGCUGAGGAUCAAUGGCGAAAGAAACCAGAUGGUCAACCUGUUGAAGAAAGGCAGAGUUCGUAUCAUACGGCCGACGACGUUGUAUCAGCCCCCAGUAUAGCUAACCCUAUUGAUCCCCUUAAGUCUGAAUUCGAAGAAAAGGCGCAAAAUUUCAAAAAUAAUUUAGGCAAUAUUACAUUUUUCCACGAAAUCCUCAAGAUAACAUCCAUUGGUGAUGUGUACGAUAUCACAGACAAAAUCCAGAACGAGCAAAAUGAACACAAUGGACUUCGCAACCUAGCGAAAAUCCGAAGAUAUCUAGAGCGCCUGAAGGGGUAUGCUGACGUGAUAAACGGUAUUAUCAGCGGGAGCCGCCAUAUUCUGGCACUCCUCUGGGGGCCGAUAGGAAUGCUUUUACAGUUAGCGAGACCGUUGAACAAGGCUUACGACUCAUUUAUUGAUGCUGUUGCUGAGGUAGGGCAAAGUUUGCCCGAGUUUCAAGCAUCUACCUCAAUAUUCAAGCAGAACAAAGAGGCUAAAGAAAUUUUGCCAUUAUUUUUUAAAGAUAUAUUGGACUUUUAUAGCGAAGCGUUGAAUUUCUUUUGUCAUCAUAACUGGAUGCAUAUCUUUAAUCGUCUAUGGCCACAGCAGUAUAUGCAACACGCGGAAAUCGUAAACCGUAUACGACGGCUUACUCGACUGAUGAGGACAGAAAUACACAUCGGGGAUAUACAACAAGAAGAUGAGUUUCGAAAGAAAGCACAGGAAAGUUUUAAAGCGCAGAAAAGAGAGAAUUGUGCGCAGGAAUUCCACCGUAUCAUGGUAUCUUUUAGCCCAGAAAGAUAUGAUACUACCCUGGAUCGCCUCCUUAGCCAUCGCUAUCAGGCAACUGGAACUUGGCUCUUUAUGGACAAGACUUUCACACAAUGGCUCAACAGUUCGCAGGAGGAGACCCGGAUCUUAUGGUUGAAAGGGAUACCGGGAGCAGGCAAAACAGUUCUCUCUAGCGCAAUUAUAGAUCAAUUAAGAAACGUCCAGGGAACCAAGACAGCCUUCGCAUUCCUUACAUACCAGGAAGCUAAGACUUCAGCGUUAUCAACAAUCCACUCACUUAUCUUUCAGCUGGCGGAAAGAAAUGAAGAUCUCAUGGCUAUCGUUUGUGAAUCUAUGGGCAGAGAUCUAAGGGGCAAUAUUAAUGGCGCAGGUGACAUUUUAUCGUCUCUUAUCCAUUAUGCUGGCUUAGUCUAUCUCGUUAUCGAUGGUGUCGAUGAGGUUAGUGAAACAGAGCGAGGUAGGCUCAUCACCGAACUUCUUAGGUUAGUCGGGAUAUGCGGAACCCUACGAAUUAUCCUCAGCUCCCGACCUGAAGCCGACCUAACGCGGCUACUGGAUGAUAAAGCAGCCGUGAUCCAGAUUCAUGACCACAAUAAAAGAAGCAUCGAGGACUACGUUAUUGAACGCGCCCAGUACAUAUUUGGUAACCGACGGGUUCCUCUUGAUAAGAAAGCCAAGAUCAUGAAACUUUUGGAACCGUUGGCAAGUCGUGCCGAAGGUAUGUUCCUCUAUGCUCGGCUCGUUAUGGAUAUGGUCGCGAGUAUACAUGACUUGUCAGAGUUACAGAAAGAAUUGACAGUCCUUCCCGAAAACCUUGAUGCUGCUUACCAUCGUAUCAUUGUACGUUUGGAAAGUCAUAAUGACAAAAGAAGGGCAGAGAAGGCUCGGAUGCUGUUAGGAUGGGUCGCAUGUAGUACAGCUCCAAUUACUGUCGAGGAGGCUCAUCAAGCAUUAGUUGUGAUACCAGGCAAUCGGGACCAAGUAUUCGAAAUGGUGUCAAAGCUUGAUGCUGUCGAGCUUCUUGGACCGAUCGUGGAGACCGUGGACAACUACAUACGAUUUGUUCACUUCACAGCAAAAGAAUAUAUAUCCAGCCCUCACCUCGGAGAACAGCUAAUUGAUACAACCCAAGCCACAUCGGAUUUAGCUUUGCGGUGCAUUACAUAUCUAUGCCAACACCAUCAUGAUCCUGGUUUGUCAUUCGAAAAGCGAUAUGAGAAUGUCACUACUGGACAAUACAGCCUCCAUACCUUUGCAAUACGUAUGUGGUUUGAGCUAGUCUGUCAGUAUUUUCGAUUGAUCGGAGAGACUGAUCCAUCAACCGAACUGGUUGAAUCUAUUCAGAUGCUCUGGGAAUAUAGAGAGAUACGAGACCUUGACGAUACUGCUGAGGACGAGGGUGACGUCAACAACGACGAAAGUGGUAAUGAAGCUAUUUUCAAACCAUUAAAGAAGAAGCACCCUUUGCUUUAUCAGUUACUUUGCAGAGUGUCGCGGUUUCGCAAUUCAUCUUUCCUUUUCACUGGAAAUAUAAGCCAAGGUAUGACUGCAUCAUUCACACUUUCGAACCCGCUACUAGUCGAAUACAUAGGUUAG
This is a messenger RNA of Daldinia childiae, 4131 nucleotides long. RefSeq lists its product as uncharacterized. Bases 1 to 4131 code for a protein of 1376 amino acids. The record is from RefSeq and is a predicted model, not a curated record. Gene Ontology annotation, biological process: protein phosphorylation. The transcript is spliced from 6 exons. NCBI's taxonomy places the organism in Eukaryota, Fungi, Ascomycota, Sordariomycetes, Xylariales, Hypoxylaceae. Gene Ontology annotation, molecular function: ATP binding; protein kinase activity.